AUGCAGCGGGUGUGCCAGCACGUGACCGCGUCGCUCCCGCAUGGCGCUCGCUGUCUACGCACUGCGCGUGGCGGUCCCCAGCGUCACAGAGACCACAUGAAGAGGAUAGAGAAGAUGCAAGCGCAGGUACAGGCUCGAGAUCGAGCUCGCCUGGACCAGCGUCAACGCGUGCUGGAAGCGCGGGCCCAGCCGCCGGUCAUUCCGGCUUUCAUUCGCGUACGGGACUUGGCAAAGGCGUUGCGCCAGCCGCUGGACAAUGUACUGAAGCAUACAGUGACCAAGUCGAACCGUCGAUUCCAUCUCAAGACGAAGAACCACCCGCCAGCUGAGUUUAAAGGCGUGAAGCAGAUCGUGCUGCCCUUCCGAGUGGCUCAGGAGGUCGCGGAGCAGUUUAGCGUGCAAGUAGCGUACGAUGACGUGGAGCCGGAGCUGCGGGACGUGCUGUCGUCUUGUCACGAGGACAUGCGUUUGGGUCGUCGACAGCCAGUCAUUGCCGUCAUGGGCCACGUGGACCACGGCAAGACGACGUUGAUGGACACUCUUCGGAGCCAUAUGAAGACAAGUAGGAAGCAGAUUGCACCAUUCGAGAAGCAGGGAAUUACGCAGAAGAUCAAUGUAUGUGAAGCGACAGUGUCGGACGAUAUGAAGGCGACGUUCUUGGAUACACCUGGCCAUUUCCACUUUUUCCGGAUGCGCUCGAGCGCAGCGCAAGUGGCAGAUGCUGCGCUGCUGAUCGUUGCGGCAGAUGAAGGCGUGCUGCUGCAGACGGAGGAAUCGAUCGGUGCGAUCGAGGAAAGUCGACUGCCGGUGGUGGUUUGCAUCAACAAAGUCGACUUGUUGGGCGAAGACGGUGACAAGCGAGUUGCUGAUAUUGUGGAGGAACUGCGCUCGUUUGUCGCCCUGAAGGAAUCUCCCGUGCUGAUGAUAUCAGGUAAGACAGGGGUUGGACUAGACGACUUGCGGCACACAGUUCAGGGACUAGUGAGUGAACUGGCAGAUAACCGCAAGCUGGAUGCACUAGUCGGGUCUCAAGCGCACGCCGAGGGACUUGUGCUGGAAAGUGUGGCGCUGAAAGGCCGUGGAACAGUACUACGUGUGCUGAUUAAGAAUGGGGAGUUAGUCGCCAAGCAGCAUUUCGUAGCUGGCAUGAUUCAUGGCGUGGUCCGUAGCAUGCACGACGCCGAAGGCCGCGACGUCAAGCGCGUGUUGCCCGGAACAGUUGUGGAUAUCACGUAUUCGAACAAGUCGAAGAACGUCGAUGCACCAAAUGAACACGGCUUCUUUGUGCUUCCUGAAGCGCGUGCAAAGCAGGUGCUCGAACAAAGGGAACUUGCCCUGGAGUUUCGUGACUGCCUGCUACCCUACGAUGGUGGUGCACACGCAGAGGCUAAUGCUGAGUAUAGGUCUACGGAUGCCGAACAGGAGAACCCAGACGUGCUGCGUGCUGAAGGAAGUAGCGAGCAAGCCGAAGACGACAUUAUUGACGAAAACGAGUUGAUCGCAACGAAGUCGAUCAUUGUGAAAGCUGAUGGUGCGGGGUCGCUAACGAGCAUCCAAGACACGGUGGAUGCGAUGCCCGGCAUAUCGACUGUGCGACUGGGCAUUGGCAAUAUCUCGGUGAAGGACAUCGACACGGCUAUCAAUGGCGAGUGCCCCAUAUUUGGCUUUAACGUAAAGCUGCGCGACCGCGAGGCGAAGUUGGCACUGACGAGAGGUGUGCGUGUUAUCUUGCGCUCUACCGUGCAUGAGCUGAUCGAAGAGAUUGCUGCUUUUGAGCAGUCUGAAGCGGAGGAAUCGGACACAGCAGGUGCAUGA
Molecule: messenger RNA, 1815 nt
Organism: Hyaloperonospora brassicae
Lineage: Eukaryota; Oomycota; Peronosporomycetes; Peronosporales; Peronosporaceae
Source: the annotation of a GenBank genome assembly